AACUCUUCUUUUUCUGUCUGAUUGUUUUCCUGGCAGUCUGUUUGAUAUGGGCGGUGAGUAUUACUGCUACUCCUCCGACAUCACCUGCUCUUUCCCAGUCAACGGCAAGUUCACCGCAGACCAGAGAGCCAUUUAUGAAGCCGUGCUGAAGUCCUCCAGAGCCGUGAUGGCCGCCAUUAAACCAGGUGUGAAGUGGACAGACAUGCAUCGUCUGGCUGACCGGGUUCACCUGGAGGAGCUGCUGAAGAUGGGGAUCCUGCGUGGGAGCGUGGAGGAGAUGCUGAAGGUUCAUCUGGGCUCUGUGUUCAUGCCACACGGUCUGGGUCACCUGCUGGGCAUCGACGUCCACGACGUGGGAGGAUAUCCAGAG
Messenger RNA from Sinocyclocheilus grahami, 370 nucleotides. RefSeq names its product xaa-Pro dipeptidase-like. Lineage: Eukaryota; Metazoa; Chordata; Actinopteri; Cypriniformes; Cyprinidae. The record is from RefSeq and is a predicted model, not a curated record. The annotation marks the transcript as partial. The transcript is spliced from 2 exons.